AUGAAUGAUUAUUCUUAAUUGUUUUAUAAUAAAGAUGACAAUACAGAUGAUUUAUUGUUGUCAUAAAUUUCUUAUGAAUCAUAAUUCAAAAGUUAAGAAUCAUUACCCUAAAGGAAAAAAAGAUAAAGUUAGUAAGUUAAAUAAAAUUAGGUUAUUCAAGAGGAAAAUUCAAAUUCAAAAAUAAUUGAAAAUUAAUAAUCCAGUUAUUUGAAAAAUUAACAAGAAUCUAAAGAAGUUCAACUAUUAAAAUUAGCUUCUCAUUUGAGAUAGCUCCUUUAAAAAUAGCAAUAAGAAUUUUAUGAAAAAGAACUUAGCUUUCAUUAAAAACUAUUAAUUUUUUNUAGUCUAGUUUUAAUAUAGCUACUUUAGAAGUUCAUUCGAAUUUUUGAAUAAAAUUAGUUAUAAUCCAUAUGA
This is a messenger RNA of Paramecium sonneborni, 414 nucleotides long. Lineage: Eukaryota; Ciliophora; Oligohymenophorea; Peniculida; Parameciidae. The record is from the annotation of a GenBank genome assembly.